CUCUCUUUCUCUUUUUAUUUUUUCUUUCUCUCUCCUUAUCUUCUCUAGAAAAUCCCCAAUCCAUGACAACCAAAGGAAAACCUCUCUCUCUCUCUCUCUCUCUCUCUCUCUCUCGGAUGCUAAUUGUGUCGCCAUUUUCGAAGAGUAGAGAUUAAAUGGGGAGAUUGAAUCUCAGAAAAUCUAAUCUCAAUUUUGUCACCAACACCUGGGUGUUGAUUCGAAUCACUUCUUGUUUUUCUUGAUUUCUCGUUCUCCUUUUGGACAGCAAAUUCUUGAGGGUUUUUUUGAUUCCACCAACACUUUGUAAUCUGUCAAUCUCUUUCUUCAUUUUGUUUUUCUCUUUAUUCUGUUAGGAGAUUUUAGUUUCCAUGUUAGUGAUGCUGAGGAACAGAUCCAGAGCUGUAACAAAACAAUCACCGAUCAUGGCGGAUCACCAAGCUUCGUCUCUUUCACCCCCUACUCCACAGAACCCGACCCGAUCUAUUUCAUCUUUUCUUGGUUCUCCAAGGUUCUUCAAUGGUGGAUUCUUGCCUAAAAAUCUUUCACCGACCUCCAUUCUGGACACCAACAAACAGUUAAUCAAUUUUCCCGGCAACCCAUUUGGAUUCAGUAAAAACCCAGAAAAAUCCACAAAGGUCGUUGAAAAAAAACACCCAUCUGAGAAAGUUGGUUCUGAAGGAAUUGCACUUGCUCUUGUUCUCAUUCAAGAAAACUCUAAUGACAAUAUUUGUAAACCUAGUACCACUAGCCGAAAAGUUCUGCUUGGAUCAAAGUUAAAAAUUAAAAUCCCAGAACCAUUUCCAAACGGGUCACCCGAAUCACGCGGUGAUUUUGGGAUCAAGACCCGAAAUUCUCAGUUUUCAGCCGGUCCAACUCCAACUGGAUUCGGAUCGCCAAGAUUCUUUACAGGUCCUUUGUCUUUGAGUGAGAUGGAGCUCUCAGAGGAGUAUACUCGAGUGAUCUCACAUGGGCCUAACCCGAAAACGACCCAUAUUUAUGAUAAUUGUGUUGUGGAGAGCUGCUGCGGUAUUCGGGUCGGAUCAGAAGUGCCAUUGGAGAGUUUUGUAAGCUUCUGUAACACCUGCAAGAAAAAUCUUGAAGAAGGCAGUGACAUUUUCAUGUACAGGGGUGAGAAAGCUUUUUGCAGUGAAGAAUGCAGAUGCCAAGAAAUGGUUUUGGACGGAUUAAUGAACUCAUAGCAGUUGUGUCAAAUUACCAUUAUGGUGUCCCCAAAUUCCAUUCUUCACUUCUUCACAACUUUGACCGUGAUGAGAGAGAGAGAGAGAGAGAGAGGGGUAUUGCGGUCCCAUGUUAAAUAAACGUAUGGGUUUUUGUUUGUUUGUAAGAUGUGUUUAGAAGUAGGUGGUGAAAUUUUGGUUUUUCUUUUGUUAUUUUUAUUUUAAAAUUGUUUUUUUUUUCUUU
Molecule: messenger RNA, 1422 nt
Organism: Lactuca virosa
Lineage: Eukaryota; Viridiplantae; Streptophyta; Magnoliopsida; Asterales; Asteraceae
Source: the annotation of a GenBank genome assembly